AUGUCCGCCUCGAAACCCACAAUCAUCCUCGUCCACGGCGCGUGGCACUCGCCUGAGCAUUUCCGUCCGUUGGAGCAGGCACUCAAUUCACCACCACCAUCGUCAUCUUCUUCUGGUGGUGCUAAUGGUGGUGCUAAUGGCUACAGAACCAUCUCGCCCUGGUUACCCAGUAUGCACUACACCCACCUCGGCCUGCCCCCUCCAUCAAACAUCGCCGACGACAUCGCCGCGAUUCGUCAGGCCAUAAUCUCCGAAUUGACAUCCCACCCGACUACCAACGUCGUGGUGCUUUCGCACUCGUACGGCACCGUACCGGCCACCGCGGCGCUCGAGGGACUCGACAUCGCCGCGCGCGCACGGGCUGGCUACGGUAAUGGAGUGACCGCGCACAUGGUCAUCUCGGGCCUCCUCGCGCCCGCGGGGACCUCUCUCCUCGACUGGGGUGGCGGGAAAGUUCCACCGACGAUGGUCUUGUCAACGGUUCCGGUUCCUUUGUCUUCGUCCGGAGAUGAAACCGGUGGCGUCGAGAAGGGGGAUAGGGAAGUCAAGGUCUGCACGCCCGUCAAGGAACCCGGUCCGGUCGCGCUGUUCUAUCACGAUCUCGCUGAGCGGGAUGCGCGCGCCGCCGAACACUAUGCGAGUCUGUGUGUGCCGCAGGUCUGGGCCGUGCAGGAAACGGUCGUGCCGUUUGCCCCGUGGAGUCCACCCGGUGCAGAGAUAAGGUCGAAAACAGAAUCUCCAUCGAAUAUAGACCCCCAAACCCAGUCCCAGUCAGGACCAAUAUCAGACUCGGACAUGGGUACGGGUAUAGGUACAGGUAUGGACAUAUACUACCUCGUCUGCGAAAACGACCGGGCUCUCCCAGCGGCGAUCCAGCGGGUCAUGAUCGACGCCGCUGACAAGGGCAUUGCGAUGCACCACCACCGUCAUCACCACCACCAUCUCCCUUUGUCGAAAGCCCAAGGGGCCAAAAUCCACGUCACCGCGAUCGACAGCGGACAUUGUCCGUUUUUGAGCCGGGUGGACGAGACGGCGCGGUGGUCUAGUGUGGUUGAGUCUAGUUGA
Molecule: messenger RNA, 1065 nt
Organism: Fonsecaea nubica
Lineage: Eukaryota; Fungi; Ascomycota; Eurotiomycetes; Chaetothyriales; Herpotrichiellaceae
Exons: 2
Coding region: 1-1065 (354 amino acids)
Source: RefSeq, a predicted model, not a curated record